Phytophthora nicotianae INRA-310 is the source of this 546-nucleotide messenger RNA. RefSeq lists its product as hypothetical. NCBI's taxonomy places the organism in Eukaryota, Oomycota, Peronosporomycetes, Peronosporales, Peronosporaceae. The transcript is spliced from 3 exons. Bases 1 to 546 code for a protein of 181 amino acids. The record is from RefSeq and is a predicted model, not a curated record.
AUGUUCGGCAAGCUUCACAGCGCGUUCGCGCGGCGAUCACUCAGCGUGACCAAGCCAGAGCAGAGCGCAGCGCAACCCGUAGCGGCUCGGGACACCAUUGCCCGGCUGGAGAAACGGAUUAACCAAGUCGAGAAAUCCCAGAAGUCGCGUCAACUUGAGACCACGCUCGCGAUCCUUCGACAAGAGAGGGACAGCAUGUUCGUCCAACAAUCCAUCUCUACCUGCGUUCUCGAUUUGGGUACCGCAGAGGGCGGCAACGACUCUCCGAGGUCGUCGAGUCGCAAUCGGGAGCGGUUUGGACAGCCAUCCGGUCCUCUUUCGAACGCUGAGCUAGCUGACCUGCCGCAUACCCGGGUUUCCCGAGCGGAGUGGAUCCCCGGUUAUCGUGAUCGCCGCGUCUUCCAAGGCCACGAUGUCGUCCCCUGGUCUGCACAGGACAUUCGCCAAACGAGUAUCGUGGAGAUGGAUGUGGAUCUACUAUUCCACCGUUUCGCCAAAUUCUCCGCGAACCCACGCCUCCGUUUGGAGAGUGGCGAGAUGAUCUAG